GGGGCGAGGGCCAAGCAGCAGGUACCGAAGGAGGAGACUGCGGUUCGCCGGCCCAGACGGAGCCUCAGCAAGUCUCCUGCUCCAUUCAUAACGAGCAAAUGCGCCGCAGCCGGCGCUGGCGUGAUGGAGACGGGCCAAGAAAGGGCUGGUGGAGGCUGGGGGGCUGGGGUAGUCGGAGGAGGAGGAGGAGGAUGUGAAAAUCUGGACUGUAGCCCUCCCAGCCCCAGAUACCGCAUUGGCCUGUCUAAGAAAUCCCCUACAGUAUUGUUGCUGCCGCCACCGCUCACGGACGUGGACAGCAGUAAAAUCACUGACCCUCCAGGCACCAUUAGGAAAACGACCAAUAAUCAUAUUCUCAGCGGUGCUGCUGGUAGCUAUAAUGUUGAAUCCAGGAUCUGUUCAGCUACUAAUAGCCUUCCCCCGGGUGGAACCACCUCCUCCCUGAAACUCAACCACUCCAAUCAUACGGGUUCAAAUCAUACCUACCUGAAAAACACCUACAAGAAGAAUCUAUCAGAGCCCGAGGAGGAGCUUCUCCAACAGUUCAAAAGAGAGGAGGUAUCCACCACUGGAGGCUUCAGUGCACAUUACCUGUCCAUGUUCCUCUUAACUGCUGCAUGCUUGUUCUUUCUGAUACUGGGAUUCACAUACCUGAGAAUGAGAGGUUCUGGAGUAGCUGAGGAUGUGGGAGCCAACAUCAAGAAUCCCUUCAGUGAAGAACUAAAAAUAGAAGAAGAUGAAAUAAGUCUCAUGAUGAACAGCUUAUAUGCACUUCAUGAUAAAUUGGCACAAGUAGCAGGGGAACAUGAAUGUGGCAGCUCUAUUCAAAGAAAUCUUACCGUCCAGGAGGCAGCUGCAUAUUUAAAAGAUUUAGAUCCAGAAUAUGAAAGUGUACUUAACACAGCAUUACAAUGGAUCUUGAAUAGUGGGGAAGAUGUUGGCAUAAAGUGUCUCAGCAAUGACCCUAAUGAGAUGGAUGUCACUAAUGUGACAGAUGUGAAGUAUCUGGAAUCCACUAGCCCAAAGAUGUCUUUCAGGUGUCGUUUUCGCCGUGCGUUUGUUAAUGUAACUCACAGAUUAUCAAUAUUGCUUUUGGGUAUAGCAAUGGUUUGGGGAGUCUUGCACUACAUGAAAUAUCGUUGGGCAAAAGAGGAAGAAGAAACAAGGCAGAUGUACGAUAUGGUGGUAAAAAUCAUAGAUGUUCUAAGAAGUCACAGCGAGGCAUGUUCUGAAAAUAAAGACUUGCAGCCUUACAUGCCUGUUUUACACGUGCGUGAUUCUUUAAUACCACCUCAGGACAGGAGGAAAAUGAGGAAAGUCUGGAAUAGAGCAGUUGACUUUCUUGCAGCAAAUGAAUCUAGAGUUCGCACAGAGACACGAAGAAUAGGUGGUGCUGAGUUACUGGUUUGGAAAUGGAUGCAACCUUCUGCAGCAUGUGACAAAAUUUUAGUAAUACCAUCGAAAGUGUGGCAAGGCCAAGCGUUUCAUCUAGACAGAAGAAAUUCACCACCGAACAGCUUGACACCAUGUCUAAAGAUCCGCAAUAUGUUUGAUCCAGUUAUGGAAAUAGGUGAUCACUGGCAUCUAGCAAUUCAAGAAGCCAUCUUGGAGAAAUGCAGUGAUAACGAUGGAAUUGUUCAUAUUGCUGUUGACAAAAAUUCACGUGAGGGUUGUGUAUAUGUCAAGUGUCUCUCUCCAGAGUAUGCUGGAAAGGCUUUCAAGGCAUUACAUGGCUCUUGGUUUGACGGAAAGCUGGUAACGGUAAAAUACCUGCGACUAGAUCGGUAUCAUCAUCGUUUUCCCCAGGCUCUUACUUGUAACACUCCACUGAAGCCAUCAAACAAACACAUGAACUCUAUGUCACAUCUGCGUCUUCGGACAGGCACAACUAAUUCUCAGGGAAGCUCCUGAGAAGACUUUCUACAACUGCUAGGACUGUUACUUGCAACAGGAAUUUUCCUGUUUGGCUGCCGUCUUCCUUUUUUAGUGCUUUUUGUAUGUAAUACUUUAAUUAAAUAAAAGUUUGAACGUUCCAGAAAUCUUGUUUCCAAAGGGACUUAGCAAUGAGGCAGUAAUACUGAGCUGACAAAAAA
Molecule: messenger RNA, 2093 nt
Organism: Cariama cristata (Red-legged seriema)
Lineage: Eukaryota; Metazoa; Chordata; Aves; Cariamiformes; Cariamidae
Gene: LEMD3
Product: LEM domain containing 3
Exons: 14
Biological process (GO): nuclear envelope organization; negative regulation of BMP signaling pathway
Cellular component (GO): nuclear inner membrane
Molecular function (GO): chromatin DNA binding
Source: RefSeq, a predicted model, not a curated record